This is a messenger RNA of Cephus cinctus (wheat stem sawfly), 9595 nucleotides long. It is a transcript of the gene Atg17, whose product is annotated as RB1-inducible coiled-coil protein 1. The transcript is spliced from 10 exons. NCBI's taxonomy places the organism in Eukaryota, Metazoa, Arthropoda, Insecta, Hymenoptera, Cephidae. Gene Ontology annotation, molecular function: protein kinase binding; molecular adaptor activity. Gene Ontology annotation, cellular component: phagophore assembly site membrane; Atg1/ULK1 kinase complex; extrinsic component of membrane. The coding region runs from base 1701 to 6119 and encodes 1472 amino acids. Gene Ontology annotation, biological process: positive regulation of protein phosphorylation; reticulophagy; autophagosome assembly. The record is from RefSeq and is a predicted model, not a curated record.
CGUCUUCAGUUCUCGGGUGAAUCCACAGUCGCAGUAAACAGCUAGCGACGCGAUGCGUCAGAACAAAAUGUCGAGCGAGACUGCGUCGAGCUAGUUGCCCCCUUGGAGCAAGAGCAUCCCAAGAGUAAUUUCGUAAAGGAUAAUUAUCUUGUCCACGUGAAAUUCAGCUAAAGGAACGUCCAGAAAAUUGACUGGGACGUGGGAUAUACUGAAAAGGGUUUACAGUCGAACGUGAAACUAGAAAACUCACGGGGAAAGUGCCCGUUCUUUGUUCUCUGUUGUUUGCGCACUCGUUUCGUACGAAUCGCGCAGCAUUGUUUGUUGUGGUUCGACACUCAGCGAACUCCACGACGUCUAUACGCGAUAUUAUAUUGGAAUAAAAGGACUCGUUAUCUUUAACAAAGGAAUCGUCGCACCUGGGGAUUUCCAGUGACAAGAGAUUCGUUCAGUUUUACGAGAAACGUCUAACGUGCGUGCAGUGCAGGGGGACCCGCUAGUGCUUUGUUUUGACGAGCAGCUGAUCUCAUUGGCAACUACAAACGAGUUGCAAGUUCUGACAAGCCGAUCGUUCAGCGUUCCUCUUCGAAGGUGUCAGUCAUUUUUGAAGACUCGAGAGAGACCUGCUGAAGAGGAUAAAGUGCUAUUUGAUUAACUUCGAAGGAAGACUAAGGAAACUGCUCAGGGGAUUCCAAACUAUGGAAAAGGAUCUUUAAGAGAAGUUAAUUCGAAGCAGGAAUUUCCGGAGAGAAUUUAGUCGACCCGGAGGAAGAACUAAGGAUCGUAUAGUGGAGGAUUUUAUUUAUAUUUAUGACGAUACAACACGAGUCAUCGUUAGAUUUCGUUUAUACUUGUUACUAAGAUUUUUUUUUUAUAAGAAGCGUUCAAAAGGGCAUCUUUUCUAGCUUACCUUGACGCUUUUGAAGAAACACGGUACGUCUUUAGCCCUAGAUGUUACUGUAGAUACCUUGUCGUGCUCGUUAUUUAGUUUUCUCUGCGCAGACAAGGCAAGUUUGAAGUACACAGUUUGCUUUACUAGAGAUACUUUUGGGCUUGACAUUUAUUUGUUAGAUUAAAGUAUUUGUUUCGGACUUACAUUCUGUUUUCUUAUGAUUAUAUGUUCAUUCAACGACUGUUUCAUUAACAAGGUCACAGUGAUGAAUUUUGUUAGUCCAUUCUAGAACGACACAAUCUAUUAUUUCUUUUGAAGGCUGUGGGAAGUCUAAUUUAAAAUUCAAGACGCUUAUCCAUUCUGCAAGAAUAUUCCAAACAAAUUUCUUUAAUACUUUUUAUAUAUCUCUGUGCAUUAAACCUAUUGCAUCAGCCUCUCCAUCAUCGUUAUUCAAUCAACAUUGAAUCUGAUAAAAGUCAAGAAAGACAAUACCUCUCAGAAGAAUCAAUUAAGCCUGAAUGCUACUUGUUAUCUACACUGACCAAGAAGCAUCUAAAGAAUUUAUGAAACUACCAGUACUGAUGCAACGGACUUGCUGAUCGAUGAGGUGCAUAUUACUAGGGGCCGUCCUCGCGAGUUAUAGAAAACGUGGGGUACGGCCCCAAUUCAGUUGACUACGGGAGGUAGGAAGUGCAAGCUCAGACAGCUUAUGGAAGAAGGACCAACACCGAAUGCCCAUAAUAUUCCGACACAGAAACUCUUCCUGCCUAAAUCUUCUCUAUAAUAAUCUCGAAGCCUGACCAGCAUAAAGAUGCUGUACAUAUUCCACGUGGACACUGGCACCACCAUCACCUUCGACAUAAAGCUGGCACUGCAGAGUGUCUCUCAGCUGAAGGAGGCGAUAGAGCGCGAAUGCGGCGUCGUCGCGGCGCAUCAAGUGCUGCUGAUGAGCGGAGGCGAAAGUCUAGAACCAAACGCUCGUGUCUGCUCCUAUUCGGCUGGAACGGAUACCAAUCCAAUCUAUUUAUUCAGCAAGGCUGCCAUAGAGAGUCACAUUCCCCCAACGCCAAGCAUAGACUACGGUUCCGAUGUGGAUCUUCAGAGCCAGAUUGAUUCCUCCCUGGCGAUGCCCGCCACUUAUCACACUCUGAUAGCGCGCGCUCAACUUGCUCAGCAAUGCUGUGGUCUUGCCCGGGAGCAAACGAGGAUCUGCGAGCGUCUGGUGCACGAUCAGCACUUGCAGCAGCAAGGAUGGGCGGCCGUUGUUGCGAAUUUGGAGGACAUCACGCAGAUGUUUCAGUCCAGGGCAGAGCUUCUUCAACAAAGUUUUUCUCUGUAUCUGAGGGAGAGGCAGCAGCACAUGGAGCUUCUUAACAACUUCAAUGCAGACUUGGGAACACUGUCAAAAAUACCGAUACUGCCGGCUCUGAGAGCUCAGGCCGAAGGUCUUCUGAGUCCUGAGGAACAGCCUGCGACGGAGGAUGCAUCGGAAAAUAGGGAGGAGGUUCUCAGUCUUUUGAAAUGGAUAUCCGCCAAGGAUAAUCAGAGCAGCCUCGAACAGGUUGCUGAACAAUGUUCAAGAGGUUUGGAACAGUUUGACGAGAGAGUAAUGGAGUCAUUGAAGGUGGAAGUGAACGCCGCUGUGGACAGCGCGAAUAAGCAGGAUAUGAAGGAGAUCAAGGGACUCGGCGAGAGACUCUAUGCCCUGGAGCAAUUGAUGGCCCAGACGAAGAAGCUGGUGCACGAGCAGGGCGAACUUGCCCAAGGCUUCCUUCAGAAUCAGAACAGGGCCAACAAUUUGGGAGACGCCAGCGUUCUGCCAGAUUUGUGCACUUCUCACAGACGUCAGCUGCUUGUCAUGCUACAGAAUCACAAUCAGCUGCGCGACAUACGCAGGAGAUGCACCAGGGCCAAGGAAGAACUCUCCGUGAACAUCUAUCAUCGGCUCAAGUGGAUCAUGUAUGUGGAAAAUAAGAUGAUGGAGGUCGAUGGGAAAUUGGUUAUGUAUCAUGAGAGUCUGAAGAGACUGAGGCGACACCUGGAGGUGCUGCAGCAGAUACACCUGGCCCCGCAAAUGUACGUGAGUGCUGUGGCUGAGGUUGUAAGAAGGAGGACCUUCUCUCAGGCUUUUCUCGUCUGGGCGAGUAACCUGGCGUGUCAGUUACUUGCUGUGCACAGCGAGGAGCUUGCAAGGAGACGAGACUUUCAGAAUAAAUUCGAUGGGCACUUCCUGAACACGCUGUUCCCCGGUUUAGAGGACACACCACCUCCGUUUGCUACACAGGCGCCCUCUGUCUUCGACAAUGGACUUCCAAAGCUUACCUUGGAUGACAUGGAGUCAUUGAAGGAUCAACUGCCAGACCUGGCUUUCAACGUUUCGACUCCAGACCUGAACAGCAUCACGCAAUUUUUCCUUUCCAAAAGUCACACAGAAACUACCAGUGAGGAGAACAAGGACAAAGAGGGUCAAUCUGCAAUACACGAAGCAACCAAACAACUGGAUAGCGGAAGAGCACCGAUGCUGGGUGAUCGCGGCGGAUUCGAGUCUGAAACGGAUACCGAGGAGUUUGAGAAGAUCGGACAAGCCGGGACUGACGUAAAAAUCAACUCCUUCGACAGCUUGAAGCAGAAGAGACAAAAACAAUUGGAGGUUGGUGCCUCGCAAAGCGCGUCCCCCACUUCCUCGACCUCGACUAAUCUGUCGCCGCUGAAUUCAAAAGUCGUUGACCUCAAUCGUUCGUCCUCCUCGAGCGAACCCGGUUCCUUCCACUUUCCAAGUCUCACGACCAGUGAACGACCGUCUCAGCUAAGUCCCUUAACCGAAUGUGUUGAAAAUUGCGAAUCUAGCUUGCAUCAGCGUUUUUGCGGAAAUGACAAUUUUAGCAAGCCAUGUCCGGUGCAUUCCGAUCAUCCCGAAUCCUUGAAUAAUACCUGUUCCUUGACACAACCUCUGGUGUGCGGCGGCGAGCAGCAGCAGCAGCAGCAGCAGCAGCAACGACAGCAAUCCGGUAGCGGCGGAAGCAGUCCCUCAGCUUGCGGCGGAGUUGUCGAGUUCAUGGGUACCGAAUAUUACAUGGACGAGUCUCUGCCCAGCAGUCUCAGCGAGCAUCCUGGAGACGGUCAUCAGGCUAUCGUUAACCUUCUCCAGGAAAAUCUUGGGAAUACACGCGGCGAGGUAGAGCGACUCCGUUCGCUCCUGAGGACGAUGAAGACAGUAGCGGGCGAUACUCUGGUUGCCUUCCGCAAGGAGCUGGCGACCUUGCGCGAGAAGACCACCUACGAGAAGAACGGCAUGGCUGAGAUGACGGAGCGUGUACGUCAGGCGGUUGUCCUGCACUCCGGGGAAUGCGACAGGGCUCUUCGGGAACGGGAACAGGAACUUACGGUGGACCACGAGCUGGAGAUGGCUGACCUGAAGAAACACGUGCAGAACAGGGAGGACGAGAUAUCCUCCCUGAAGCAGAGCCUCAGGGAGAAGGAGACUGAUCUUUCGGAGCACGAACGGCUGAUCAGCACCAUGAGACAGAAGAUGGACAGCGAGCAAGCGGAAGUGCGGAGUCUGCAGUCGCGUCUACGUCACGUCGGGGAAGCCUUGGAGCACGCGCGCGAGGAGAAGGAAGCUGCUCUCAAGGAAGCCAAUGAAGCUAAGCUCAUGGAAAUUGCCUCCCUCACGAAUUCUCUGACCCAGUGUCAAGACAGGGUACGCGAACUGGAGGAUAGUCUGGUCGCCGCGCGGGCUGAACAGCAGAGGAUGGUCAAGGAAGUUACGGAUAAGCUGCAGAUGGAUUAUAAGAUAGAAGUGGACACUCUGCGUAGUCGCUUCAAGCGCAUGACUGCUUCCACUAUGGAAAGGACUCCCAGUGAUUCCACUCUUGAGAAAAUUGAGCGACCAGACAUGAUAGAGCUGGCCAAUCACGAAGCGAUCCUUGCUCAGGCUAACGAGGAUAUGAAGAGUAAGAUGGCUGCGUCCAUUCGUUCAGCCGUUGAGAAGGAGAGGUCGGAUUGCGCUGCAAAAUUGGAUCAUGAGCUGCGUCUGGCUAAGCAGAGAAACGACACCGAGAAGCAAGUCUGGUUCAACGAAGCCAUGAGGACCGUGGUAGAGGAGAAGGACAGGGAGAUGGAAUUGCACAGGACCAGAGAGAUCUCCUUGGCCAAAGAGUGCGAACGAUACAAGGACACCAUAAGACGACUUACGGAAUCCGAGAGCAUGGUGAGGCAAACUUUGAGCGAAAAGGUGGAGAAUCUAGAGGCAGACAAGGUUGUCUUGGAGGCUAAUAUGGCUGCGGAACGUAAGAUGUUUGAGCAGCUCGAGAGUAAGGUUCACGAUUUGGAGGUCGAGAGGGAUAAGCUUCGUCAGGAGUUAAACGACGAGAGGCUGAAAAUGAGUCAGAGCGGAGCUGGACUGGAGGAGGCGUUCAGUGCCUUGGAAGCGCAGAAGGAUAAGCUCAAAGCACAGCUGGAUAAUCAUCGUAAGAGCGACGAGGUAGAGGUCUCCGAGUCGAAGAAAGUAAGAUUGGAAGAGGACGGCGAGAUUGCUUGUUUGUCCGGAAGGGUGGAGAUGCUGGAGAAUGAGAACAACAGGUUAACCGCUGAAUUGCGAUUGACCCGCGAGAGCAAGAAAACUGCAGAUGAGAAAGUGGAGGCACUGGAAGCUGACAAGGUUCGUCUGGAGGUGGAGCUGGUGAAGGAGCGUUCUAGAAGAGGAUACGAUGCGGAUGCUUCAUCCUCGAGCAUUUCGACGGCGGAAGCUCGCGAGAAGGAGAUGAAUGCCUCCGUCGCGGUGGUAUCGGAAUCCUUGAGUCGGGAUGCUGCUACCAGUCCUGAACCUAAUCGUCGCGACGCCUUCUUCUCGAGUCAUAUGCGCGAGAAGCUAACCAAGAGUACCUUGAGCAGUAUUCAACAGAAUCCCAUUACCUUCACCAGCUGUAAUCCUGGCGACGUCGUCCUCGUGGCCUGGGAUCCGCCCCACAAGAAUUACAUGCUCGUCCAGGACAGUAACACGCUCUUUUUUCUCAAUUCGGACUGCAAUGACGCCCUGGAUCUACGAAUCAAUCCUGACGGCAAUCCCGAAAGGAGUUACGCUAUCGCCAAGGUCGUCGAUAAGGAGUACUGUCACGCCAAGAAGUCCGAGAAUCGCUACAAGGUGCCCCAGGGUACGAAAUUCUACAGAGUUCGCGUGAAACCGGUGCAAAAGGAAGUCGAGAUAGUGCCCGCAAAAAGUCAACAGUAGUAAAAGAAAUAGAAUCAGAUUCUCAUAUUUCAAUUCGAAAUUCUCAUUCGGUGUGCCAGAAGCACGUGUGAAGAUCACGAAGUCUUGAUGGAGUAAAUGACGAUCAACCGAGUCCUAAGGAUAUCUCACAACGUGACUCUCCUUCUCUGGACUAUUCCAAUCUUCAAAAGUCCCCAACGAUCCGGAACUUCGGAACAAGGCCAAAACCUGCCAGAGCCUCAUAAACGCAUCCGUGAUAUUAAAAGUUAGGUUUAACAGGUAGUCGAUAAGACGAGCAAAUUCAGAGUGCGGUAUUACGUGCGAGCUGUUAAAAAAAAAAUUAAGAAACAAGAUUACGAAAAAGAAAAAACACCAGAGCCGAUUGUCGUGCUGGCAGUUAAUUGUGAUAUAAGUAAUUAAAAUUAAAAAAAAAAAUGAUAACGAGCGAAACAUAAUUUACCGCUGCUGUGGAUAGCUGUGACUGCAUAGAAAUUUAUAUUCUUUCCUUUUCACUUAAGGAGACUAAAAAAAAAACAAAAAUAUAAGAUAAAUAGAAUAAAGUUCUAAUUUGAUCCGUGACCGUUGAUUCGAUUGGUCAGUAUUUCAGUAUAGUCGUACGCGUAUAGCUUAUUAUUAUUAUGUACAAAACAAAAUGGAAUAUGCGGACAUUGCGAAUACGUUGUCUAUCCUAUAAUUUACGAUAGUCUCAAUCUUUCAUUUUUUUUUUCAUACUUGUAGAACAAACUCGAAACCUCCAGUCGUUACUGGAGAUACGAUUGUAGAUUAAUCAUUGCUCAUUUCUUUUUUCUCUCUUUUUUUCCCCUACGCACUGACCAAUCGCGAAUCCAUGCAUCGACUCUCAUGCAUCCUGUAAUAGUCUCUAAUAGCCGUAAGUUUUACAGAAUCGUGAAUGCUUUCGUAUGUAUAGUCAUAUAUAUCGUACAUAUGCGCGGUCGUAAUGUAUAAUAUAUAUAGACACGUAUAUACGCUUACGUAAAACUAAAGAGAAAGAAAGAAAGAAAGAACAAGAAAAAAGUGUGCAAUACUCGCGUACGAUAAUAUCCUUAGUACGUAAGACAUUUUUUGUAAAACAAAGGGAAAAGGAUGCGUCCUGGCGUAACUGUCUUGUGCAAUGACGAUUAGUUAGGAGAAGAACAAAGAAAAAAAAAAGGCAAAAGAUUAAAAAAACGAUACUAAUGAAGCGCAUACCUAAAAUAUACAAUUAGCGAAUUUAUUUAUAGUUCAUUAGAGAAGAUCGAAACGCUCUUGGUAAAUAUUUCUGAUUUCCUGUGUAAAUAUUUUUCUUUUCCUUUUUUUUUGUUCUCAAAAAUUUCCAAGCUCUAAUAUAACAUAUAUACAUUCGUCGAGGUGAACAAUCUAUGAGGAAGUAAUUUAAAGAAGAAAAAAAAGACAAAGAAAAGAAACACUAACGGUUCACGAUAUCAGUGUCUGUACUGUAAGGGACUUAUUUACGGUCUAACUCCUAAGGAGAUGACACCUCGAAGAGACAUUGAUCUCCUGAUCCAACAUCAGGGAAGGGGCCAUUUGCUUUGUACCACGACUAUCUCCUCUUACUGCGUAAUUAAUCAGAACUAAUUAUUAUAAUUCGGAUUAAGUGCUGUGGCAAUUAGCAAAAACGAUAGCGUUAUCAUUCAUUAGAUAAUUCACAGCUGUCCUUUUUCAUCUUUUAAUUAAACCUCACUGUAGUUUACGUUAAUGCGAAAUUUGAAUUUCUUUCUUUUCUCUUUAUUAUUAUCAAUAUUAUUAUUUUAUUAUUGUUAAUACUGUCAUGCGAGCACAGGCAGAAGGUGAUAUGCAUGUAUACGCAUAUGCAUGCUGAUGUAAAGUACAGGCUUAUGGUCUUUUUCUUUGUUUUCUAAUGAGAAUGAACGGUUUGAGCGAAUUUCCUGCUUUUAAGGUAUUAUUUUAUGAUAUUAGGACGCAAGUAAGAUUCGUACAUGGAAGCUGUGAUUGAUCCUUUGAAAGUUUUUACCAACUAUUUAACGUAGGCGUUAAUGAUAUCUCGGAUUGGUUGUUCUUCGUAGACUCGUGUAAUGGCGACGUCUCUGGUUAUUGUGAACGUCAAGCUGACGUGAUUGAUCGGUGUUUACACGAAGAGUUGUCGCUGCGUCUUGUUUCUGUAUUUUGAUUUUUCUGCAAGAACGUCGAGCGAUGCUGAUGGUUGUACCUAACAUUAGAAAGAAAGAGAAUGAAAGGAUCGAUUGGUUUAACGAAUUCGAUAUCGUUCGAGAUCGAUUAACCUCACUCUUGUCACAUUUGUACUCCUUAGUACCGUUUUUCUUUUUUCGCUCGUUCAUUUUCCCUGAUCCUUCUUUUUUUUUUUUCACUUGACUCUUGGCUAACCUCUGAGUGCCCAGAGUAAUCGUCGCGACUUAUCAUUUAGAAGAUUGACGAUAAUUCGGGCUAAGACUGUAGGACUUUAAGGGAGAGAUCAACUCAUUGUAUAUAUAUUAUUAAUGAUAAUACAGAAACGAUGCCGUGUCGUAAGCGUAUCGUUUUUUUUUCUCUCUUUGUAUCUCGAGAUGUAUUUGUUUCUUAGCUUUUGAGGUUAUCUAUCGCCUGUAUAUUUGGUAUUUCAGGAUGUGGAGUUCAUGGCUGUCGAAUUCUAGAGACUCUAGAUACUUUUGUAUUAUGCACCAGCACCAUUUUACGUACGUAUAAUAUUUUUUGCACUUGUAGUGGAACUGUAAGGAGCACGUUUAUUUUUUUUUUGGGGUUAGCCGUGGAUUCUCUAUACCUUCAAAUCUGACAUGGGAUGAUGCCUCGUAUGACAUUUAUUUAUUUUUUGAAUAGUUCCCUUUUACUUCACUCGAGUUCUUGUUUGUAAUCUAUGUCCUAAAACUAAGGGUUCUCAUAGGAGCGACAGAAUAAGGAUUUAGCUGAUUUGUUUGCUUUUCUUUUUGUGAACGGCAUUCGCAGGAUGACAACUAGAAAGUCUUUUGGAUAAGUGCGCGGAGGGAACGAAGAGGAGAAUAAAAACAUGAAAACGAAUAAUAGAAACGAGUAUCAAAGAGCAACGUGCCUGCACAAACGUGUAAGCUCCAUUUGGGAAAAAAAAGGGGUGCUUUCAUGUUAUUCGAUGAAAUUUUGGAAAUGGUAUGUGUAAUCAAUCCUUUCUUAAUUGUCGUGUCUCUUGUGAGUUCGAUUUUCAUACGUAAAGCGGUACGGGUUUUAGAUGUUUGUCACGUGCAGUACUUUCUUUUGGGUAGCUUUGAGUAUUUGAGAAAAGCAAGAAUGUUUUUUUUUUCUUUGAAAAGUUUAAGCGUUAAGGAAUUCCCUACUUUUGUUAAUUCAGGAUCUUUCGUCCCCUUCUUUUCGAGCCUAUCUUUUUUCUACUACUAGACAGUAAUUAGACGUAAUGCGUGUCGAUUAAUGCGAGUGGUAUUUCCAUGAGAUAGAUUAUAGGUCGCGACCAAAAUAAAAAAGAAAAAAUGUAUGAUUAGCAUAGGACAAAGAAACUAUCAAAUUUAAUCUUA